Patiria miniata (bat star) is the source of this 2795-nucleotide messenger RNA. RefSeq names its product WD repeat-containing protein 31-like (gene wdr31). Bases 335 to 1402 code for a protein of 355 amino acids. The transcript is spliced from 9 exons. The record is from RefSeq and is a predicted model, not a curated record. Gene Ontology annotation, molecular function: protein binding. NCBI's taxonomy places the organism in Eukaryota, Metazoa, Echinodermata, Asteroidea, Valvatida, Asterinidae.
UCGCCAAGCGCGCUAGUUUCUUAGUUUCUCCGGUCUAUGCAUCGCGUGGACGGUUCAUUUGGAGCUGUCGCAUAAAAUUCCUGGCACGCCAACAAAGUUGUAGCUGUCAAGCAGCUGAUAAGGUGGCUGUCUCCAAGUUGUAUUAAUUAUUUGUUUCUUAUUUCUGAGCUGUCUCUCAUAUAAUGGAAUCGUACUAGCCUACAACAAGUCGUACAUACUCGUACUCGUCAACUCGUGACAGUGUGCUGUAGUUGUUGUUGGCCGAGUAGUCACAGAGCCAGGGAAGGCUUCAGCCUAGGCUCAGCCUCAUAUACUCAGUCGAAUCAUCACGAUCAUGGGCAAGAAACAGAGCAAGAUGAAGGACAGAGGGUCUUCAAGAUCGCGUAUAUACGGCCAUGGAUUCGGAGACUACACCGCUGUCAAUUCUAUGGAAAUAGCGGACGUGAAACGUUACACUCCAGUCCACACUGACGCUGUGACCAGUGUGACUAUUGCUGGCGAUGUGUCAUACAUUACAGGCAGUGCUGAUCAAAGUAUGGUGCUGUAUCGUUGGAUGGAGGGACGACUGAUGCAGAGAUGGGUGGGCCACAAGAGAGAAAUUACCAAGGUGACCCAUGCCCCGGAGCUGGAAGCCACAUUCAGCGCGUCUAGGGACAAGACGAUACGCAUGUGGAAGCGAGGCACGACGGACGGCGGGACGGUGGAACAGCAAAAUUGCAAGCAGACGUUCACGGGCCAUGAGCUGGUCGUCACAGGCAUUGCUUUCGGAAACGGCAAGCUGUGCUCUGGUUCCCGUGACAACUCGGUGCGGCAGUGGGACAUUAGUACCGGCCAGUGUAUCAACCAAAGCAUCAUCCCACGCAACCUGGUAACCCACAUCAAGUGGAUACCGGGGGAGAGCAUGCUAGCUCAGACUAGUGAGGAUAAGUGCUUGAGACUAUGGGACACUAGGACGCUUACAGAGGCCCAUGUGUUUCCCAAGAAGCAGUAUAUUCAGACAUGCUGUGAUGUCAGCUCAGAUGGCAACUAUUGCCUGACGUCUAGUAACGGUGUUGGAGGCCGAGGAUGUGAAGCCACGUUAUGGGACUUGCGAGCCCACUCACUGGUAGCGGAGUACCAGGGACAUCAGCAGACAGUAGGAGGCUGUUGCUUCAUUCCUAGUAUGUACUCUAAACAGCUAGUAGCUACAUGUUCCAAUGAUGCUACAGUCAGGAUAUGGGACAGAAAUACAUGCGCAUGCAUAACUGUACUGAAUAUAGCUGGCUUCGGAUCUCUCACUUCUAUAGCAGCAAAUGUAGAUAAGAGUAUUUGUGUAGGCAGCACCACCCCCGGAGUCCAUGUAGCAAACCUACUAGAGGAACCUGAAGGCACGUUCCGCUUCAUAUACACCGCACAGUACUAACCUUCCAUGGCAACCACUCGGGUAGCCAGGGCCUCGCCUGUGGUCAAGAGUACUAUUGGCAUUAGCCUUGUAGGCUGUUGUUGGGAGUCAGGAUACUAGCUGAGCUUAUUAAGCUGGUUGCCGAGAAACACCACUGAUUGUAUCAUAGCACAAUGGAGCUGGUACUCGUGUUCAUCAGUCACUGUAGAAAUAUACUGUCUGUGCAUGCACGCUUGCAAUGUACUUGACUAUUCACCUUGCCAAUGCCGAUUUUGGUCGAUUGCCCAAAAUGUCAGAAUGAUGAGGACCCACCAGAACUUGUUUAUACCCUUACAAAAUGUCCCUGGGCAUAUAUUCAAACAGGGGUUAAGUUAAUAAUUCCUUGCUAACCUGUUAACUUGCUAGGAUGAGGAUUAUAAGCAGAGUCAUGAAGUCUGGGUCUGGUCGCUGACAUUUGACCAGUCGUCCUGUUUUUGCAAAGCAGGAGCUUUUGAGCGCAGCAAAUUUGGAGCAUCUCUUUAAGAAUCAGCCCUGCAGGCAAUCUGCCUCCUGUGCAUUGAGGCUCAGCUGCCUGGCAGCUAUCACAGAUUCCUUGCUGUUUAGAUGCUAGGGUAUGAUAAGGAAUUCACAGUUGUAGUAAACAGGGUCCUAGUGUUCCGAUAUUUUGCUAAUUUUUCAAAACAUAUCCUUAACUCGAGCAGUGCCAUAAAAUAGAUGAAGUGUUAUCAAAACGGGAUAAGGUCUUCAUUCGACAUUUUCUGGCAGAUUUUGACAUCCUUACCAAGGUGAGUGGUGGUCAAGUCAUCCAAGUUUUAAAUUAAGUAGGGACAGGAAAAGCUGGUCACAUGAUCAUACAAUGUGUUUCCUUUUUCUCAAGUGACUCUAUGAACAAGUAACUAUCCCCCUUAUCAAAGAGAGAGAUAUGAUGGGCAUUUGAACACCCUUGCUAUACCGCGGGCACAGCAUCCAUGCAAAGAUAUACUCGGGUGAAAAUUGGUCAUGCAUACUCCACAGCAUAUGCAUGCAAACCAGCGCAUGUACAGGGCCUGCAUAGUGGAGCUGUUGUAAGCGAUCACCCAGUGCAGUCUACAUUUCUGCUCUCUGUCCACAUGGACACUGAUGGCGCUUUGAGACCAUUUACAAGAGCCCCAAUAGACCUUUAAUCAUGCUGUCACCAUUUCAGUCAUGUUCCCUGUAACUAAUAACAUUAACAGUACUGAAUGAUAAUUUUUUUGUGCAAAAAGGAACCAGACUAUUUUUCCUUUCGGCCUCGCUUAUUUGGUUACGUUAAUUUGAAUGGGAACAAAUCAAGCAGAGAUGAAACUGGCAUAUGGCAAAAAAAUCGGAAAAAAGGCCGAACAAAAAUAUGUGUCCGAAAUCUGGGCCGCGCUGCAGUUACACACAUGUACAUGCA